Alligator sinensis (Chinese alligator) is the source of this 3813-nucleotide messenger RNA. It is a transcript of the gene VGLL4, whose product is annotated as vestigial like family member 4. The record is from RefSeq and is a predicted model, not a curated record. Gene Ontology annotation, biological process: negative regulation of DNA-templated transcription. The coding region runs from base 375 to 1262 and encodes 295 amino acids. The transcript is spliced from 5 exons. Gene Ontology annotation, molecular function: transcription coactivator binding. NCBI's taxonomy places the organism in Eukaryota, Metazoa, Chordata, Crocodylia, Alligatoridae.
GCAUAGCCUGCAUGUCAGUGCAGUUAACUUGCAGCGGGCUGUGAGCAGAACUAGCGUGGCUUUGUUUUAGGAAAUUUCCUUCCUUUCUUUUUCUUUUCUUUUUAAUUAGACAAAGAUUUACAAAAAGGUUUUUAAGAGUCACCUUUGUAGAAGGACAUACAGUACACUUUAAAUUUAGCCUAAAAAACCUGGAAGGGUCCUCUUUUUAUCCUUCCAAACUGCCUUUUAAUAUACCUUUUUGAUUAAUUAAAGGCUGGGCCUUGAGCUUGUGAAGUUUAGAAAGAGCCAGGAGCUACUUAACAGCAUCUGUCUGGCUGCUUCUCCCUUUUUCUGGGCGAAAGCAAGCAAGCUGGUCUUUUUUGCUAGCCUGAUAAAUGCUAUUUAUGAAGAUGGACCUGUUGAACUACCAAUACUUGGACAAGAUGAACAACAAUAUUGGCAUUCUGUGCUAUGAAGGUGAAGCAGCUCUAAGAGGUGAGCCCAAAAUGCAGUCUCUUCCAGUAUCCUCUGCUCUAACCAACCAUCGAACAGGUCCUCCUCCCAUCAGCCCCAACAAGAGAAAGCUCAGCAUGGACCAAGGGGAUGAUGAGCUAGACUGUGAAAAUGAACACAUCUCUAAAAUGAGUCGAAUGUUCAGUCCACACCUAAACAAGACUGCUAAUGGGGAUUAUCGGAAGGAGCACAGAGAAAGGAGUCGCAGCCCAAUAGAACGGGCUGCUGCGCCAACAAUGAGCCUUCAUGCCAAUCACAUGUAUGCCUCAAUCCCAAGCCUGACCAUGGAUCAACCUCUAGCACUGACCAAAAAUAGCAUGGAUGCAACCCGAACAGUCGGCAUCACGCCCACGCUGACUUCUCUGGAACGGCAGCAGAACCGUCCAUCUGUAAUCACAUGUGCCUCUGCAAACAACCGUAACUGUAAUCUCUCACACUGCCCCAUUGCCCACAGUGGCUGUGGUUCAGCGGUGCCAACAAGUUAUAGAAGACCAUCUAGCACUACCACUGCCUGUGAUCCAGUGGUGGAAGAGCAUUUCCGCAGAAGCCUUGGCAAGAAUUACAAAGAGCCUGAGCCAGUGGCAAACUCUGUCUCCAUCACAGGAUCGGUUGAUGACCACUUUGCCAAAGCACUUGGGGAUACAUGGCUUCAAAUUAAAGCUGCAAAGGAUGGAGUGUCUAGCAGUCCUGAGUCUGCUUCAAGGCGGGGCCAGUCUUCCCCUUCUUCCCACAUGAUCAAUCACAAUCACUCACCCUCUGUAGUCUCAUGAAGGGAAGACCAUCAUGUUUGUGAAUUUGCAUGGUUUGACUGAGCUUUGAACAGUGCUUAACGAAUAGUGUUGGGGAAGGAGAGAUUAGUUUUCAACACAUUUUUGUGUACUGACUUGGUAUUUGUCAAGGGUGCCCUAAAGGCGAUAGCAGGAACUAUUUUAUAAAGAUUUGUCUGAUGUAGUGCAUCCUUUUUCCCUGCCUCGGUUACCAAAGAAACCUCUGAUGAAAAUCUGCUGCCCCUUUAAAAUAUAUGCACGCUAAUCCACAGAAAAGCCAUUACACGUAGUUGUUUGACCCAAAUGUUUUUGCUUUUGUUAGCUACUUGAGACUAGAAUUUGUCUGGUUUGCUUUCAUUGCCUUUUUCUUUCUUUCUGUGAAGUACUUUUGUAUGUAUAUACUUGAAAAGAACUGUCAUGUAUGAUUUGCACUAUUGGAGGAGGACUAAAGUUGCAUGGCAACUUUAUGCAAGACAUUAAUAUUCUGAGGGCAAACUGCUGAAAAAAAGGUUUAAGGAUGACAUUUUUAUCUGCUUGAUUAUUUUCUUAAAGCAAAACAGCUUUAGAAGGGGAAGUCUCAUACAGGUUAUAGGUCUUUCUCUCUUUAGACUUCAGGUGUUUAGUGCUUGCAACUGGACUGCAUAAUUUACAAAACACGGGCAUUUAACUGUUUCCUAAACACUGCAGUUUGUUAGAAUAGAGUUGAAGUUGGAGGGUUCAAUAGUGCUUAAAGAUGCAUGUUUUACAAAAAAAAUAGCUGGUAUCUAUUAAUGUAUAGACAGUAAGAACCAUAAUACUUAUUAGCUUUUCUUCAGAAUUAGUUUAUUUUUGUCAGUAACAGUCCUAGAUAUACUUACUGCUGGUACAGUUGUACUGUAUGAUAUUUGUAUUUGAUAUUCACUUUAGUAGCAGCCAGCAAAAAGAGGACAGCCUCAGGACGGCCUCAAAUGAAGCAGUUUAGAAAUAUAUGAUGUGUGGUACAGGAUGCUACAGCUUUGCGCAUGACUGAGUAAUCAUUAAUGUUGCAGCAUUGUCUGCUUAACAUGAAGUUGCUUUCUCAAACUUAAGUCUGUGUAAUCCAAUGAUAGCUAGCUAUGGAAACUUCUAACUUUAAAUAUCUUGGCUGGACAACAGAUUGUUAUAGUUUGUGAAAUAUGAUCUUUAAUGUUUAAGCUUACUCAAACCUAUGCCAAGGCAGCAUACAUUCCUCCAUUAGAAAAUGUUAUACAGGUAUUAUCGCAUUUAUUAUCAUUUGCUAUAUUAAUAGCUACUAACUAGAAAUUAGGUAAUAGAGGCAGGCAUAAAAACAGCUGUGUUUAAUACUAAAGAGCUUCUCUUCUUUUUUUUUGUUAAAUAUAACUACUCUCCCCCCAUACAUUCCAUCAUCCCAGUACAGUUACAGCUAGAUCUUUUUUAUACUGGGUUUACCUGAAAAGACUGGUUCAGUAUGGAAAGUUAUGACUAGUUGGAAAAUGAACUACAUGUGAUGUAUUAUGGACUGUGUUACAGUAUUGGGUCCAUUGUGGCUUUUUUUUCCUUUUUUUCCCCUUUUUUAUGUUAAGCUAUUUAAUUUGAAAAAGGCACAGGGUAGAAGAGAUCAGGGGACUGGCUUGGACUCAUGCAAAGGAGAUGGCUGCUCAAUUUUUCCAUUAAUUUUUUUUUAAAGCAAAAAAAGAAAAAAAAACCCUAAGGCCCCCAGUUUUACACAUUUCACUACCAUUUUACUGGGUAGUCAACGCUUAACUGCUUUGGCAUUCAGUACCCUACACUUGGAUUAUUAAAAGAACACUUUUUUAUAUAGGUAACUUUAAGACCAUCGUUACGCUGUGCGUAAAGAAUGUACAGAGAAAUUUGUAGGUAUUUUUUGAGGAACAAUUAAUUUGUUAAUGAUAUGUAGCUAUUUAAUUUUUCCCUUUCCUUUAUUGUAAUCAUUCUUUUUUUUUUUUUUGUUUGGAGAAAAAAGUUGAUCUUUUUUUGUUGUAGAUUUGUCUGUAAUACAGUAAAAGUGCAGGAACACAGUUAUUCUAUGAGAACACUGCAUUAGCAUUAAUAGCCACUAGUUUGUUAUUGCUACAGGCUACUGAGCAUUAUAACAGUAAAUACUAAUACUGUAGAUGGACUCUGUGGAAAAUGUGACUCCUACGUUUCUUUGUAAACACAAGAUAAUAUUUUUAAAGUUAAUAUGUUCAGUAAUAGCUGUUUUACAAGGUCUCAUUUACUUAUCUGAGAUAGGUAAAUGGAUUUGGGAGGCAAUAAAGAUUUAAUGUGCUAUGUCCAGUAGAACAAAUUCAUUAAACACAACUAAGCCAAAGGGUUGGGGGAGGUAAAAGGAAAAUCAACUAAACUCACUGUAAUAACGCAUAGUGAAGUUUCUUCACAGAGCCACGUUCUCUACAGUUCAGUUUUACAGAUGUGGAGAGAAUCUUUUAAUCUGUAAUAUACCGUUCUUUUGUGGCCUUGUUUCACCUGGGGAAAAAAAAAGGUUUGGCAGGCCAUCUUUUUUUUUGUAUUUUAAAAGUAGCCUUAAAGAACAAUAAAGUGCUCUUAAAUCACA